AUGUACCGCAUGCAAAGAGGCAAACAAGUCGGUUUAUCGCAGGGAAAGGAACUUGAUUCUAAAGUUUAUACAAAAUUGUCCCACGAGCGCCUUUGGGUACCCGGGACAUUGCUCAAGCAGUCCGGAACGCCAACUGCCAUGGAACUUGGCGAUAGAAAAACGGUCCGUCGGCACACGAAUCAUGUGCGUUCGUGCCCGACCAAUAGGGUCACUGUCGAAGACUCAAAUGAGAGUUUGGAAAAUCACGAGGAGACAAACAGUGACACUCCACAAGCCAUUCUCGUUUGUGACGAACCGAUUGCGGUCCGCAAGCUCAUACAUGCACCAAAACCAAUUGACCGUUUUGUUUCCGGGCAAUGA
Echinostoma caproni is the source of this 360-nucleotide messenger RNA. The record is from the annotation of a GenBank genome assembly. Lineage: Eukaryota; Metazoa; Platyhelminthes; Trematoda; Plagiorchiida; Echinostomatidae.